AUGGAGCCCACCGUGGCUGACUUGCAGCUCGUGCCCCGGGCAACCAAGGAAGUCCCUGCCCCAGACGCCGCGUGCUGCCGAGUGGCUGUCACCGGACUGGUGGCCACCGUUGCGGUCGUCCUCACCCUGGGAGUCCUUUUGGCCUUCCUCUCCACGCAGGGCGUCCACGUGGACCACACGGCCGAGCUGCAGGGCGUCCGCUGGGCCAACAGCUUGCAGCAGGAGGCCUCGGACUAUCACCGCACGCUGACGCCCGCCCUGGAAGCGCUGCUGCACUUUCUGCUGCGUGCCCUGCAGCCGCUGAGCCUGGCCCUGGUGGAGGAGCUACUGCAGCAGGGGGUCCGGGCAAGGCUGCGGGAGCACAACAUCCCCCUGGCGGCCUAUGGCACCAUCGUGUCGGCCGAGCUCGUGGGAAGCCAGGGGGGGCCGUUAGCAGAAAGAGACUUAAAGUCAGGCCACUGUCCAGGCAGCGCCUUUUCCUGCUGGAACAGCCAGUGCGUGGCCACAGCGAACCCGGAGUGCGACGACAGAAUGGACUGCUCCGACGGAUCCGACGAGGCGCGCUGUGACUGUGGCUUGCAGCCCGCCUGGAGGACAGCCGGCAGGAUCGUGGGAGGCAUGGAAGCGUCCCCGGGGGAGUUCCCUUGGCAAGUCAGCCUUCGAGAAAACAAGGAGCACUUCUGCGGGGCCACCAUCAUCAGCGCCAGAUGGCUGGUGUCUGCCGCCCACUGCUUCAACGAGUUCCAAGACCCGACGGAGUGGGUGGCCUACGUGGGCACGACCUACCUCAGCGGCUCGGAGGCCAGCGCCGUGCGUGCCCGGGUGGCCCGGAUCGUCAAGCACCCGCUCUACAACCCGGACACGGCCGACUUCGACGUGGCGGUGCUGGAGCUGAGUGACCCCCUGCCCUUCGGCAGGGACAUCCAGCCCGUGUGCCUCCCGGCCGCCACGCACAUCUUCCCACCCGGCAAGAAGUGUCUGAUCUCGGGCUGGGGCUACCUCAAGGAGGACUUCUUGGUCAAGCCCGAGGUGCUGCAGAAAGCCACCGUGGAGCUGCUGGAUCAGGCCCUGUGCGCCGGCCUGUACGGCCCCUCGCUCACGGACAGGAUGGUGUGUGCCGGCUACCUGGAUGGGAAGGUAGACUCCUGCCAGGGUGACUCGGGAGGCCCCCUGGUCUGCAAGGAGCCCUCUGGCAGGUUCUUUCUGGCUGGCAUCGUGAGCUGGGGAAUCGGCUGUGCGGAAGCCCGGCGCCCGGGGGUCUACGCACGCGUCACCAGGCUGCGGGACUGGAUCCUGGAAGCGACCACCACGGCGAGCCUGCCUCUGGCCCCCACGGCGGCUCCUGCCCCUGUCACCCCCGAUGCUGCCUGGCCUACCAGCCCCGAGAGCCCCGUGGUUGACACCCCCACCAAACCCACGCCAGCCCCCAGCACUGUGCCUCGAGACCCUGUCAUCACCCCUAAGCCACAAGAGUGCGGGGCCAGACCCGCGAUGGAGAAGCCCACGCGGAUUGUGGGCGGGUUCGGAGCUGCGUCCGGGGAGGUGCCCUGGCAGGUCAGCCUGAAGGAGGGUUCCCGGCACUUCUGCGGAGCCACGGUGGUAGGGGACCGCUGGCUGCUGUCUGCCGCCCACUGCUUCAACCACACCAAGGUGGAGCAAGUGCGGGCCCACCUGGGCACGGUGUCCCUCCUGGGCCUGGGCGGAAGCCCGGUGAAUAUCGGGCUGCAGAGGGUGGUGCUGCACCCGCUGUACAACCCGGGCACCCUGGACUUCGACCUGGCCGUCCUGGAGCUGGCCAGCCCCGUGGUCUUCAACAAGUACAUCCAGCCGGUCUGCCUGCCCCUGGCCAUCCAGAAGUUCCCCGUGGGCCGCAAGUGCAUGAUCUCCGGGUGGGGCAACACGCAGGAAGGAAACGCUACGAAGCCCGAGCUCCUGCAGAGGGCGUCCGUGGGCAUCCUAGACCAGAAGGCGUGCAGCGCGCUCUACAACUUCUCCCUCACGGACCGCAUGCUCUGCGCCGGCUUCCUGGAAGGCAAAGUCGACUCCUGCCAGGGUGACUCCGGGGGCCCCCUGGCCUGCGAGGAGACCCCUGGCGUGUUCUAUCUGGCGGGGAUCGUGAGCUGGGGGAUCGGCUGUGCGCAGGCCAAGAAACCCGGUGUGUACGCGCGGAUCACCAGGAUGAAGGGCUGGAUCCUGGAGACCAUGUCCUCCCGCCCCGUCCCCGUGUCUCCCCCCUUGACCAUGAGGACACCGGUCACCAGCAGCCACCCCCCCAGCACGACAGCUGGCCUCACAGUCCCGGACAUCACCACCCACAGACCCACCCCUGGGGCCACCAGCCAACCUGCCAAUGCGACUGUAUCCGCCAUGAGCACUACUGCUUGGGGACAGACGCCACUGCCAGACGCCCCUGAGACCACCACGCGCUCCCAGCUACCAGACUGUGGCCUGGCGCCGGUGGCAGCGAUGACCAGGAUCGUGGGUGGCAGUGCCGCAGGCCUCGGGGAAUGGCCGUGGCAGGUGAGCCUCUGGCUGCGGCGCCGGGAGCACCGCUGUGGGGCCGUGCUGGUGGCGGAGAGGUGGCUGCUGUCGGCGGCGCACUGCUUCGACGUCUACGGAGACCCCAAGCAGUGGGCGGCCUUCCUGGGCACGCCGUUCCUGAGCAGCGCUGAGGGGCACGUGGAGCGCGUGGCGCGCAUCUACAAGCACCCCUUCUACAACCUCUACACGCUCGACUACGACGUGGCGCUGCUGGAGCUGGCCGGGCCCGUGCGCCACAGCCACCUGGUGCGGCCCAUCUGCCUGCCCGAGCCAGCGCCACGGGCCACCGACGGCGCGCGCUGCGUCAUCACCGGCUGGGGCUCGGUGCGCGAGGGAGGCUCCAUGGCGCGGCAGCUGCAGAAGGCGGCCGUGCACCUCCUCAGCGAGCAGACGUGCCGCCGCUUCUACCCGGUGCAGAUCAGCAGCCGCAUGUUGUGCGCCGGCUUCCCGCAGGGCGGCGUGGACAGCUGCUCGGGUGAUGCUGGGGGCCCCCUGGCCUGCAGGGAGCCCUCUGGCCGGUGGGUGCUAACUGGGGUCACCAGCUGGGGCUACGGCUGUGGCCGGCCCCACUUCCCGGGUGUCUACACCAGGGUGUCGGCUGUGAGAGGCUGGAUAGGGCAGAACAUCCAGGAAUGA
Propithecus coquereli (Coquerel's sifaka) is the source of this 3177-nucleotide messenger RNA. RefSeq names its product transmembrane protease, serine 9 (gene TMPRSS9). Gene Ontology annotation, biological process: proteolysis. NCBI's taxonomy places the organism in Eukaryota, Metazoa, Chordata, Mammalia, Primates, Indriidae. The record is from RefSeq and is a predicted model, not a curated record. Gene Ontology annotation, molecular function: serine-type endopeptidase activity; protein binding. Bases 1 to 3177 code for a protein of 1058 amino acids. The transcript is spliced from 17 exons.